UGAGGACUAGGAAAGAGACGAAUAUAAUUCGACACGAUGUUCUGUCGAUGCGUGCGGCUUGCUUUAAAUGCAAAAAGUUCACUUGUUACGAAAAACUUAAAUGUUGUACAGAUAUUGAGGACUGAUGGGUAUAAGAGUAAAUUGAAUCCAGAAAAUCUGUAUCGUAACGCCAAGAUCAGCUCAGCCUUUGAAGUAAAAACGAUAAAGCACAGCUAUACAAAUGAUGGCCAACAGGAAGAACCAUUUUCAGGAUUUAUUCCAACAGAUAAAAUAGACUUUACCUACACCAGAAGUAGCGGAGCUGGUGGCCAGAAUGUAAAUAAAGUAAGCUCAAAGGUUAAUGCAAAGUUCCAUCUUGAAUCUGCAACGUGGAUACCUGAUUGGAUCAAAGAAAAAGUUCAGGAGCAGCAAAAACAUCAUAUAGAUAAGGAAGGGUAUUUACGGAUAUCCUCAGAGAAAACACGUAAACAGAUAAUGAACAAAGCAGAUUGCUUGGAUCAAAUACGCAGUAUGAUCUUCAAAAGUACAGUCAAACCAAAGGAGCAUUCACCAGAGGAUUUAGCUCGCAUUGCCAAGGGGAAAGUAAAGUUCCAGAAAGAAGUGCUAAGAAAGAAGAGAAUGCAUGCCGAUAAAAAAAGAUUCCGAUAUGCUCCCUAACACAGGUUUUUUUAUAACGAAUUUCACAAUUUUAUGUACAUUGUUUUAUUUGAAUAUAUACGUAACCUUUAAAA
Messenger RNA from Ylistrum balloti, 731 nucleotides. RefSeq names its product large ribosomal subunit protein mL62-like. The transcript has 6 exons. Gene Ontology annotation, molecular function: translation release factor activity. NCBI's taxonomy places the organism in Eukaryota, Metazoa, Mollusca, Bivalvia, Pectinida, Pectinidae. Gene Ontology annotation, cellular component: mitochondrial large ribosomal subunit. Gene Ontology annotation, biological process: mitochondrial translational termination. The record is from RefSeq and is a predicted model, not a curated record. Bases 37 to 657 code for a protein of 206 amino acids.